AUGAGUGGUACUGAGAGAUUGGAGUUUCUUUACGAUCCGAAAGUUUUGAGAGAUGAUGAUAAUGAAAUAUAUUUGUUAGGCACUCAGAUACCAAGAAAUUUAACUGAAAUAAAUGAUUCUAGUGAUGAAGAGUCAGUACCGCCGGGUAUAAGGAAUGAAGAACUUAUUAAAAGAUUGAAAGAAGACCCACUAGUAACUAUAAAAAGUGCGGAAUUAAAACAUAGAAAGAUUAUUGGGGAAUUUAAUAAGAAAAGUAGUAAUAGAAAUAAAUCAGUAACAAGAAUACAUAAGAGGUCCUUCUCUAGAUCCCCCCCUUUAGCCUUUAAAAAGAAAACUAGAAUAGCAAGCAAUAAACAUACAAAAUAUAAGGAUCAACAAUAUGGCAAAAUUGAUAAGGAAUAUAAAUUAAGAGAGAUGCUAGAAUGUGGUGAAAUACUCAAAAAGCAAAGAUAUGAUAAAUUUAAUGGUAACUUUGAGAGAAGUAUAGACUCAGAUAUAAAUGUGACAAUACGUGGUAAACAAUAUAUUGGAGAGGUUCACAGACAAAUUAGUGAUGAACUAUUGGGAUCUUUAGGUAAUAGAAUAAAGAGACUUAUUAAAUACAAAAAAUAA
Cryptosporidium muris RN66 is the source of this 612-nucleotide messenger RNA. RefSeq lists its product as uncharacterized. The transcript has 2 exons. The record is from RefSeq and is a predicted model, not a curated record. The coding region runs from base 1 to 612 and encodes 203 amino acids. Lineage: Eukaryota; Apicomplexa; Conoidasida; Eucoccidiorida; Cryptosporidiidae.